AAAGAUUCUAAAAACAUUAUAAGUGAAGUGUUUUAUUUCCGAGAAAGGUUUGACGUGUAAUGUUCUCUUCCUUCUAGUCUUUCAACUCUUGCGAGUAGACCAAGAAAUCUAGAUAUAGCAAGAUAGUAUAAAUAAAUUGAAAAAUAUACUAUAUGCAUGCAUGAACUAUUGCGUCUUCAGUCUUCACGUUCAGAAACCAAUUCACGAUUGCCUCACCAACUUUGUUACGACCUCAUUUUUAAAUUUAAAAGCCUGUAAGAAAGCAACCUAGUAAGGCCUAUGAUAAAAGAGGUGAAGUGGGUUCAUUAACGGCCCAAAAUGAUAUUUCUUUUGAGCCCAUUAUUACAAAUCGGAACCGGAAUGCAAUUUACUUUCUGGUUUCUCCCUCUCUCUCUUCAUGCCAGAGUGACUGACUGCCUGUCAAACAAGUCUCUCUAAUUUCACAGCAGAAGCGUUGAAUCCCUUCGUCGUCGUCGUCUUCCUCGGAUCGACUCCAUUGUUGGGAUCCUGUUUAUUUCUCCUUCUUUGGAUCAGUUUCUCAAAACAAAGGCAUGUACACACACACACCCAAGUGAGCUUGUCUAGAAGGUGGUAAGAUCCACCUUUCAUAAGAGGUGGUUGAAGAGCUAAAUUUAGUCAACUUUGCUACACAGAACCUUCUAGGAAGCUUACCUCACUAGACAGCUUUGUAGACGGGUUAAAAGCCUGUGGUGAACAAUAUGAGGGGGUUUAUAUAGCUAUAACAUGGAGAUGGCUUUUCAUUCUGAGGACGAUAAGAGCGAAGACUACCUCUUUAAGAUUGUUCUAAUAGGUGAUUCCGCAGUUGGGAAGUCAAACUUGCUGGCGAGAUUUGCUAGGGAUGAGUUCUAUCCCAACUCAAAGUCUACCAUUGGAGUGGAGUUUCAGACGCAGAAGAUUGAUAUCAACGGAAAAGAGAUCAAAGCGCAGAUAUGGGACACGGCAGGCCAAGAACGUUUUCGAGCAGUCACUUCAGCUUAUUACAGAGGUGCUGUUGGAGCUCUACUGGUUUACGACAUCAGCAGAAAGCAGACCUUUCACAGCAUUGGUAGAUGGCUCAACGAGCUUCACACACACUCUGAUAUGAACGUUGUGACGAUCUUGGUGGGGAACAAGUCGGAUCUUAAGGACAUAAGAGAAGUGCCAACAGCGGAAGGGAAGGCGUUAGCGGAAGCUCAGGGGCUUUUCUUUAUGGAGACAUCGGCUCUGGACUCGUCAAACGUGGCGGCUGCGUUCGAGACUGUUGUGAAGGAGAUUUACAACAUAUUGAGCAGGAAAGUGAUGAGCUCACAGGAGUUGAACAAGCAAGAUCCUCCUGCCUCGCUCAGCAAUGGCAAGAAAGUUGUGAUUCCAUCCGAGGCACAGGGGGAGGCUAAGAAAGGUGGGUGUUGUUCUACGUGAUUAGAAACACUGAAAACUGUAGAGAGCUUCAAAAAAGGAAGAUUGAUUUUGGUCUCUUUAAUUGUUACUUUGUCCAUGUUUGAGCUGCUUUUGUGUUGUGGUGUGGAUGUGUUUAGGUGUAGCAAUCUGUAAAUUCUCCAUUGCAGAAGCUUUUUAUGUAAACAUCUCUAUAAAGUUUUUACCACUUUUUUGUUGUUCAACUAGACGGAUUGUCAUGAUGAUGAUGAUGAUGUUCACUCUUCUCUUAUUGUAACCAAGGAUUGAAACUUCACGAUAGAAUCUUGAUUGCCGAUUGGUAAUCACCAGAAGUCUCUUUUUUUUUUAUAUAUAAACGAUUUUAAAGUGUAAAUAAAAUAGUAUGAUGUGUGAAUA
Brassica napus (rape) is the source of this 1791-nucleotide messenger RNA. Its product is annotated as ras-related protein RABA5a. Gene Ontology annotation, cellular component: endosome. The record is from RefSeq and is a predicted model, not a curated record. Lineage: Eukaryota; Viridiplantae; Streptophyta; Magnoliopsida; Brassicales; Brassicaceae. The transcript is spliced from 5 exons. Gene Ontology annotation, molecular function: GTP binding; GTPase activity. Bases 745 to 1419 code for a protein of 224 amino acids.